Messenger RNA from Saccostrea echinata, 528 nucleotides. RefSeq lists its product as uncharacterized. The transcript has a single exon. Bases 1 to 528 code for a protein of 175 amino acids. NCBI's taxonomy places the organism in Eukaryota, Metazoa, Mollusca, Bivalvia, Ostreida, Ostreidae. The record is from RefSeq and is a predicted model, not a curated record.
AUGUCGCAGGAGGAACUAAAUGAGGCUAAGAAGGCAGUUUUCGUCAGCUCCAUAUAUGAAGACAUAACUCCUGAGAACUCCCCACCCCGUCCGUCAACGGAAUAUGAUCCAAUUAGCGAAUACGAAGAUUGGCCGUCCAUUGGGUCCGACUUAGAAAAUGAGCUUUUAAACUCAUCCAACAACGCCGAAGUGAAUGCGUUUUUAGAGGACAUUUUAGAUGGCAGUGAGGAGGUGCACUCAAACCUCAAUGAACCUAGUAACUCUGAAAACAGUGUUAGCAUUGCGGAUUCGAUGCCAAUUGACCGUUCCUCAACAACAGUGACAGAAACCAUCAUUCUAAAAAUGACAAAGAAAACCAUCUAUCACAGUGACGGUAAUUCAGAAAUUGUUCGGGAUACCGAAAUCUCCCAUUCAGAAACUGUAAAUCCAGAUGAAGUGGAUCUGGUGAAAUUUGCAACUGACAUUUUAAAUGAAGUGCCAGAACACUUUCGCAAUCGUAAAGUGAGAAUUGUGGAAUUAAAUGAAUGA